UUACUAAUUGCAGCACCCUUGCGUUUCUCAAUUACGCAUAGCCCGCGUUCGUUCGGAAGAAGGGAAGAGAAAGCGAUAGAGACCGUUCUUCGUUCUUUCUUCUCUCCCUUCUUCUUCUUCCCUUCCGUCUUCUUACGAAUCUAUUAAUUGCGCUCCACUUUUCUUUCUCUAUCAGAUAUCUCAGAUCCGAUCACCUCAUUCUCUUUCUUUCUUUCUUGCGGUUCCGAGGUUGAUCUCCGACGACCCCGGCCUCGUCUAGAUCGGGGGGCGACGAUCCUUGGUUUAUCGACAAAUCGCGCGCGUCCGCGACGGUAUUUCGACAGGAUCGGCCGUUUAUGGCGUCAUCGGCACCUAGACCUGGCUACCCCGGCCAUCCUCAGGGGCCACCCGACGCUCUAGCUGCGGGUAUUCAGAACCUGUACGUGACUCGCCCUAACGCGCCGGUUACUCGUCCUAACGCGCCGGUUACUCGUCCUGCGCCCUUUGCCGGCGCCGGAUCCUCCCCAAUGCCCAUCGCUCGCACGGACGCACCUACGUACGCUCCUCCUCUUCGGGGCGUGUCGCCUCCGCCGUUUGUGACGGGGAAUAUUGGGCCUGGUCGACCGAUGGGGUUCGCUCAGCCGCCUCCUCCGGCCGCGUCUAGGCCGGCCCGUUCUCCGCUUCGCCGCCGUCAAGCGGUCCGACGGCUAUAAGUAACGGACCAGCAGCGUUUGUGCCUCCUGGAUCUCGAUUUCCUCCUACCGUGCAGGGUCCGCCUGGUUUGGCGCGUGGGCCUCCGCCGCCACCCGGCGUACGUCCGAUGGCUGAUAGUCAGAACGUUCCCGGCAUCCUGCCGCAGGUUCAACAGUCUCGCGCCCCAUUUUUAGGUGGCAGCCAAGGAGUACCGGGUCCAAUGAUGCAGCCCCAGGCGACGCCGUUCGUGGGCGCUAGUCAUGCUUCAGUUGCCCCACCGAUGCAAGCAGCCCCAGCGCCAUUCAGCGGUGGCCAAUCUUGUUCACCCACUAUGCGGCCGCCUGCACCUCCGUUCUUGGGAGCUACUCAGAGCGUACCCCCGUUGAUGCAGGCACCUGCAGCACCAUUUAUGGGUAGCAGCCAACCUAUGCCACCUCCCAUGCAACAGCCUCCUCCGCCAUUUGUAGGUGGUAGUCAAGUCAUGCAUCCGCCACCACCACCCACGUCCUUACCGUACGGCUCCCAACCAUGGCCGAGUCAGCUCGCUCAGACUCCACAAGACCUGAAGUCAAAGGUGAGGCAGUUGGUGCAUGGGAUCAGCUUGUGAGCAACGCAUGGCAUGCUGCAAGGCAGUAGGACAUAUCACCAUAGAUGCACAUUGUUAUUGUUGGCCUUGCUUGACACAGGACGUUGAUUCGAGUAGAGUGAAUGCGGCCACAAAUUUGAUGUGCAGACAAAUUUCUCCAACAGCUGACAAGCACGUGACCUGGGGAGAGCUUGGUGGCCGUCGCUAGGUUGCUGGGGCUUUGAAGCUUGUGGAUAGGUUAGGGCCCAUGUCAAAAGGACUCACGAAAAAAAAUUGAGUAUAUAUGAGUAUUAUGAUGUGUCUAUAUAUGUGACUGUAUAUAAAAUCUAAUGUUGCGUUUUAUUUUUGUUUUAUUUGUUUUGGCGCAAGUGCCUUGGUUCUAUGUUUUACUCAAUCCCUAGGCUCUGCCUAAUGCGUUUAGCAGCAUAGCCUAUUACUCAAAUAAGGUGACAGUUAUAUCUGGUCGGUCUCUUAACCCUUUGUGUCCUUUCUUGCACCUGUAGCAACCUAGUGUUGCAUUGGCGCAGACAAGUUGGUCUUAUUGUUGUUCAUAUAAUCAUAUAGUAAUGUUAACUGUAAGUUGUAAAUCAUGAGAUAUUAGAAAGCACAAAUGUUAAAGUCUCGCAAGAUAU
Nymphaea colorata (pocket water lily) is the source of this 1890-nucleotide messenger RNA. RefSeq lists its product as uncharacterized. The coding region runs from base 800 to 1279 and encodes 159 amino acids. Lineage: Eukaryota; Viridiplantae; Streptophyta; Magnoliopsida; Nymphaeales; Nymphaeaceae. The record is from RefSeq and is a predicted model, not a curated record. The transcript is spliced from 2 exons.